UCACGAAUAGGCUUGGCUUAGUAACGUCUCUAAUUAUUAAGAAAAAUCUGGGAAUUUCUCUGAUAUUACAUGUGCGUAAUUAAUCAUAUUCCUGUUUUUCAAUUUUAGAGGCAAUUAGUGCAUUAAAUCUGUUCACUUUUACACUGCACCCUCUCUCUCUUCCAUUAAAAAUUCAAAGCGUGCUCUUGAGUUUCCAUUAAAUCGUGCUCUGACUUCUCCAUUGAAGCCGGUUCUGAUCUUCUCCUCCAUUGAAGCAAUUUCUGAGCUACAGCUUUAUUGUGUCUUAAGAGAAUGCAAAUGACAUCGGAUGAGGAGCAGCCAUCUGAUGAGCAGCAGCCAUCUGUCUAUGUCAAAUACCGUUGCUUGUCAAGACAAAGUAAACAGAAGCUAGAAGAGUUGUUACGGGAGUGGUCAAAGUGGCACGUGCAGAAUUCUUCUGGAACUCUUGAUCGAAAUGGAGGAUCAGAAACUGGGGAAGGAACAUACUUUCCAGCGCUGGAUAUUGGCACAGAAAUGAAUACUGUUGUGAACUUCUGGAUGGAGGAUGAAAUAAGGAAGCCAGAAGACGAGGAUUUUAAGCCAGUUGAGGAUGCAUUUGUGCCUCUUUAUGAUCGUGAAUUUGCAUUGGGUUCAAUCUCAGUUGAUGGAUCAAGUAACUUGGAAGGGGGAUUGGAGCUACUGGAUGCCCCUCGUUGUUUUAAUUGUGGUUCUUAUAGUCAUUCUCUUAAAGAAUGCCCAAAGCCUAGGGACAAUGCUGCUGUUAAUAACUCUCGCAAGCAGCUCAAGUCUAAGCGUAAUCAGACAGCUGGAACGCGCAAUCCUACUAGAUAUUAUCAAGACACUCCUGGCGGUAAGUAUGAAGGAUUAAGGCCUGGUGCUCUUGAUGCAGAAACAAGGCGACUUUUGGGUCUUGGGGAAUUUGAUCCACCCCCAUGGCUCAAUAGAAUGAGAGAAAUUGGUUAUCCUCCAGGGUACCUAGAGCCAGAUGAUGAGGAUGUGCCUUCUGGAAUUACCAUAUUUUCUGAUGAGGAGAUUAAAGAGGACAAAGAGGAGGGGGGCCAAGAGGAGGGUGAAAUUCUUGAAGCGGAACAUGUUGAAACACCGCAGAAAAUGAGUGUAAAGUUUCCCGGCAUAAAUGCACCAAUCCCGAAUGAUGCAGAUGAAAGAGUUUGGGCAACUAGACCUUCCAAUUCUGAUCGGAAUCGGUAUGUUGAUGGUGCUUAUUUAAAUUAUUCUUCAGAGUCUUAUAGUAGGGGACGACACCGAGAGCAUAAUAACCGUGAUUUCAAGGACAAUGAUUCAUUAGGCUUUGACAGAGCUUCCAGAUAUACACCGAGGUAUAAUGACCACGACUAUAGCUCCACAUCCCACAACUCAAGGAAAAAUGUUUCUGCACCUAGGAGUCCUAGUUCUGGAAGAUCUGUAGGUGAUAGAGUUAGAAAUGAUCCUUUGGAUCCAGAAGACACCUUAGCUCACCGAUUAUACAGCUCAUAUUCGUAUAACUCAAGUAGACGUUUUCCAGAGCACAACAAUGAUUCAGAUGGUAGCAGGGGCGAUCAACCUGAUUAUUCUUCAAGAGGUAGGGAUAGAGAUGACAGACAUCGCUAUCGUAGUGGUAGUGGGCGAUGAGCAGCAUAACUUAUAGUUACUCGUCAAUAAUUGUAUAAAGUUGUGCCUGCUUAUGUCAGAUUUGUUGUACCAUGGUGUUACCAGCAUCUUCAUUUUUUUUUACUACAUCAUUAUUAGGGGUCAAGUCAAAUUUUGGUUUGCCAAUGUAAUACUCUAAUUCUUUGUUAACUUUUUUUUUUUUUUUUUUUUUUUUUUUUUUUUUUUUUUUUUUUUUUGCUAAGCUGAACUUGUAACACGAGGAAAUAGAGUAAUAAUAUAACUUAGUCUUUUGAAGACCUGUAUUUAAGCAAGAAGAGCAGCAAAAAAUUCAUCUUGCAUCUCUAAUAAGCAACAAAAAAUUUUGCAUGCCCCUGAUUUACAUUAAAGUUAAUGUAAAUCAGUGGGCUGGCACGUGCGAGAAAGUGAGAAAAUAUAUAUAUUAUUUUAAUUACAAAAACAAAAC
Chenopodium quinoa (quinoa) is the source of this 2071-nucleotide messenger RNA. RefSeq lists its product as uncharacterized. The record is from RefSeq and is a predicted model, not a curated record. Bases 292 to 1629 code for a protein of 445 amino acids. Gene Ontology annotation, cellular component: catalytic step 2 spliceosome. Gene Ontology annotation, molecular function: zinc ion binding; RNA binding. The transcript has 8 exons. Lineage: Eukaryota; Viridiplantae; Streptophyta; Magnoliopsida; Caryophyllales; Amaranthaceae.